AUGACCAGCUGUCUCCAGCCUGAUGGGAGGACUCUGUGGAUAGCAGCACCUUCAUCAGGACCCCAGGAGGAGAGCAGCCAUCCCGUCCAAGUCUCAUGCCCCACGCCCCUCCCCUGCCAAGGAGGGCCGUUCAGAAUGAAGAAAAUCAGCCUUAAGACCAUCCGCAAGUCCCUCAACAUCAACAAAGGCAAGGAAGAAGGAGGGGGGGAUUUUGUCAUGCUCCAGCAGCCCUCGCUAGCGGCCGACUUCUCCAAGGAGGACGCUCUUUUCGGGGGCUGCUACAACAAAGACCUGGCGGGCUGCGACCUGGGAGGUGGUGGUGGAGGAGUGGAAGAAGAGGAUAAGGCGGGACACAACAAGGGCCGUUCUAAGAGCGAGAGCCUGAUGGGUUCUCUGAAGAGGAGGCUGUCGGCCAAGCAGAAGGCCAAAGUCAAAGGGGGCUCCACAGCCAUGGGGUCAGCUGAUGACGACGAUACCUUUUCCUCCUCCUCUGUGCCCAUCAGCUUCAACGAGGUCAAGGCCCAGCGGCCGUUACGAUCGGCAUCCCUCCGCAGCCACCAUUACAGCCCUUCUCCCUGGCCCCUGCGGCCUGUAAACUCAGACGAGGCCUGCAUCAAGAUGGAGGUGAAAGCUAAAGCCAUGGUCCACUCCCCGAGCCCCAGCCCAAACCUGAAUGGCGUGCGGAAGGAUUUCCACCACCAGGGUUUCCAGAUGGAGGGCAUCUUCCAUGAGCAGGCCGUGAAGAACCUCCAGGAGCAGGCCGAGUCCCUGAAGAACCUCCAGCAGCCCCAGAAUGGAGACCAGCUGCACCUGAACAUUGACGAACACGUGCCUGUAGUCCUGGGCCUCACGCCGCAGGACUACAUCCAGUACACCAUGCCUUUAGAGGAGGGAAUGUACCCAGAGGGGUCCCACUCUGUCUCCCACUCCUUCUGCCUAGAGGGGUCCUUGCCCAUGGAGGUGGUGACUGAGGCGGACAGUAGCUCUCUCCACCUCCACGCUGACCACCAGAGUCAGGAAGACCAGGAUCUGGUGAGUAUGAACCUGAACCUGUCGGCGGACCUCUUCAUGGAGUCUGUGAAUGGCCUCCUCAUCGGCUCUAAUGGGGUGAUGCUCCAGAGCUCCAGGGACAGGGUCGAUGCCCAACAACACCCCCCUCCCCCCCCCCCUCUCUCCCCUCCUGCCCCUGCUAUCCAGCAACGAGAUCCCCAGGACUUGCUCCGGGUUCAGUGGGGUGGACAUCCACGUGGCGGAGCGGGUGAGGCACCACUUGAACUUUGACCCUAACUCUGCUCCGGGCGUGAGCCGGGUGUAUGACUCAGUCCAGAGCAGCGGGCCCAUGGUGGUGACCAGCCUGACUGAGGAGCUGAAGAAGCUAGCCAGGCAGGGUUGGUACUGGGGGCCCAUCACACGCUGGGAGGCUGAGGAGAAGCUGGUCAACCUGCCCGACGGUUCAUUCCUGGUCAGGGACAGCUCGGACGAUAGGUACCUCCUCAGCCUUAGUUUCCGCUCCCAGACCAAGACCCUCCACACCCGCAUCGAACACUCCAACGGACGCUUCAGCUUCUACGAGCAGCCCGACGUGGAGGGACACACGUCCAUCGUGGACCUGAUUGAAUACUCCAUCAAAGAUUCGGAGAACGGAGCCUUCUGUUAUUCUAGAUCUCGCUUACCAGGGUCCGCCACCUACCCCGUCAGGCUGACCAAUCCCGUGUCUCGGUUUAUGCAAGUGCGCUCCCUGCAGUACCUAUGUCGGUUCGUGAUCAGACAGUACACCAGGAUUGACCUGAUUCAGAACUUGCCUUUGCCCAACAAGAUGAAAGACUACCUGCAGGAGAAGCACUACUGA
Coregonus sp. 'balchen' is the source of this 1849-nucleotide messenger RNA. Lineage: Eukaryota; Metazoa; Chordata; Actinopteri; Salmoniformes; Salmonidae. The record is from the annotation of a GenBank genome assembly.